AUGGCCUUUAUCACGCUUGCCAGUAACGACUCGUACGCCCUUGGAGCACUCGUUUGGGCCGCAUCUCUUCGUCGAGUGGGCACCACCAAAGACAUUGCCAUCCUGGUCACCAACGGGGUCUCCGAUUCGCUAAGAAACGUACUUCCGAAGUUUUUCAACCACAUCGAGCUGGUGAAUGUGCUGGAAAGUCCUGAUCCCAGUAUUCUGGAAGCCUUGAAAAGGCCGGAGCUUAACAUUACUCUAACAAAACUGCACUGCUGGAAACUGACUCAAUACAGCAAAUGUGUUUUCAUGGAUGCGGACACGCUUGUGGUUAAGAAUAUUGACGAACUUUUUGAGAAGGAAGAGCUUUCCGCAGUGUCUGACAUUGGCUGGCCUGAUUGCUUCAACAGUGGAGUGUUUGUUUUCGUGCCUUCUCAGCAAACAUUUGCCAACUUGACAAGUCUGGCUGCCAAAGAAGGAGGAAGCUUUGAUGGCGGAGAUCAAGGCCUUUUGAACACCUACUUUUCAGACUGGGCAACUCGUGACAUCAAUCGUCAUCUUUCAUUCAUUUACAAUAUGCAGUUUGCCUCUUGUUCGUAUUCCUACGCUCCUGCUUUUAAAAGGUUCGGUGAUAAGGUAAAGGUGAUACACUUCUUGGGUUCAGUCAAGCCGUGGCACUACACCGGCAGUGAACAUGCCAAUGAAUUCAUCAAAAAAUGGUGGUCAAUGUAUUUCAGUGAGGUUCACCCUAAAAUUGAAAGCUUAAGUGACGUUGGCUCACUGAGCAGCACCAUUCAAAGCAUGUCUAUUCAGGCGGCGGCGGAUGAAUCGUCGGUGGUCGAUGAUCGCUCCGCCAGCUCGGCAAACUGGCAAGGCCAGAAUGUGCCCUUUGAGGUGAUUCAAAAGAAGCUGGACGCAUCAAUCCAAAAGCCCUAA
Rhagoletis zephyria (snowberry fruit fly) is the source of this 918-nucleotide messenger RNA. Lineage: Eukaryota; Metazoa; Arthropoda; Insecta; Diptera; Tephritidae. The record is from RefSeq and is a predicted model, not a curated record.